AUGUGGCAUGCGGCACCGGCUGCCAUGACCUUGCUUCCUUCUUCGCCAAAAGGCUAUGUGAGCCCGAAAGAUGAGGAGUCCGAUUCAGAAGGCUCUUCAAUGGGGAUUUGCAGACAGCUGGAUGAUGAGAGGGGUUCUGACAACGAUGCGAGAGACGGUCCAUGCCGCUUGGAGCGGACCCGACUCUGGCGGAGGGAAGUGGUAGAGCGAAACAUCAAGUUUGGUGCUACCAUCAUCCUCAUAGAGAACAUCUUCCUAUCCUUCCAGACCUUCGCGGCGAUCGUUUUGAAGGAUCCCUGGGCGCUCUGGGUCCAGUAUCUCAUCACCUACGCCAUUGAGUGGCCGAUCUUGCUGUACGUUAUCAAAUAUCCGAGGAUCUGGUUGUAUCUGGUUAUCUUGGGCUUUGAUGCGCUCAUCUCUCUAGUGGCAGCAGAUCCAAUGAUAUUCGAUCCAACGUUGACCUGGAACGAGUCUGUGGAAAUCACCGGAUAUCAGGUGCUGUACUUCGACAUGAUCUACAUCUUGAUGUCUGUGAUGUACUACCCAUCCUUGACCACUUUGAUCAUCUUCAGCUUAUCAAGGACCUUGGUCUACUCGUCCUACUUGAUCGUCGUCCUCUUCCAUUGCAGCUCCGACGUCGCGGAGGUGCAUCUUCGUCAACAGAUCCUGGAUACAGCCGUAGGAGUCUUAUCGCUGCUGGUGGUCAAUACGAUCGCCAUCGCGCAGAAGAAACACUUGGGAAAGCUACAGCGCCGCCAAGCAGAGAAAGAGUUGGAACGCCGUAAGAUGUGUUCGAAGAUGUUCACAGUGUUCAAUUCCAUCCUACCACCAUUUUUGGUGAAGCGCAUUUUACGCAAUCCGUCCCACGCCAUCGGCGAUAGGGUGGAGCGAGUUUCGAUUUUGUUCGUUCUCCUGACCGACUUCGAAAGAUAUUCCAUGACCAUGACUCCAGUGAAGCUCUUCCGCUUCCUCAACGAUACCUUCAUUGAGAUUGAUGUGAUCUGUGCCACUCACGGGGUCACCAAGAUCGAAACUGUAGGUGAGGAAUACGUCUGCGGCGUUGGGGUCUCGCCCACAGAUCAGGAUGAGGAUCACCUCACCGGCCACACGGGCUGCUUGAGCCGUUUGCUGCUGGUGGCCUGGGAGUUGAAGAACUUGCCCAGGACCACCUUCAAUUCCGGCGUGAAAAUGGGAAUCCACACGGGCCCAGUGGUGGCGGGAGUGGUCGGAAAGAGGCUCCCGCGCUUUCGCCUCUUCGGCGACACCAUGAAUACCGCGGCGCGGAUGAUGCAGAAGGGCCUGCCUGGCGAGGUUCAAUUUGGUGAUGAAACCCUGAAAUAUUUGCCCUCCUGGGCUUCCACGAAACCCCGCGGCUACGUGGCGAUGAAGGGAAAAGGCAACGUCAUGACCCAUUUGCUGCGUGGGGAACCUCCAGAGGAAAUUUCAGGGAUUGAAGCCACCCGGCAGACCAGCGAGAAGCUGAGCAUCCCAACGGUGGGUGCGAUGGGCGACCGCCUUCACUCACCUCCCCGAAGGGAUCAUCGCUUCCACACUGAUGUGCCGGUGGUUGAGCACUCUGGUCCAAGGCCUUCGGAGCGCGUGGACCAUCGUGCACAAACGCAGCCGGGCCACCUUCGACGGCCUGAGGUGCGCAAACCUUCGACUGGUAGCCCAAAUCGCUUGGCAGGCAUCAUGAAGGAGCUGCUGGGCAUGAAUGGGGACCAGUCCGACACGGACUACGAUGGUGAGGAUAUCUUGGAAGUGGCACGCGAAGUGACAAAGUCGCAAAGUAGCCAGAUCAUCGCUUGGUGGGGCACCAGCGGCACCCUACGACGCACGUUGCAGCGUCUCGCUGACUGCCGAAGGUGGGCCAGUCCAAGGGGAUUUCCGGACAAUGAAGAGGAGGACUUCCUGGUCUGGUUCCACAACAACAUCACCUGCGGCCGACUUCUGAAAGAGGUGAGAAAGCAAGCACUUUCCUCGUUUCUGGUGACCAUUGGUACUACAGUUUAUUCAGUUUUCAAGUUGGGAGGCUUUGAGAGUAGUGACGACAUCUGGGUCUCCCUUCUGGAGAUCAAAUGGUUCUUGCUCUGCCGCAUCACCAUUUGGUUCAUCAUCUUGGCCUUUUGGCAUGUGGUGGCGCAAGGCUAUCUUCAGCACGGCGAUGUGCUCAGACAUCAGGCCGUGCUGUCUACGGUGAAGCACGUUUUGGGCAUCUUGAUCUACUGUUCCUAUGGCAUCCUGCUGAAGAUCAUGCCCAGCCAUGGAUUUUACACCUGGUCCCGGCUCUGUCCACGUUUUUCCUUGCUGGGCAUCUCGGAUAACAUCUUGCCGCUGGCGCUUUUCAUGGAGUUUUGCUAUUGGAUGACCAAAGCGCAGACCCUGUUUUUGCCCGGCUUCAUCGGUGUGUGUAUCACUGCCGCAAUCCUGAUCCUCUUGGGCCGCCAGUUGGUUUUUGACACUGGUGGACUCCUGAACUAUCUGAACGUUGUGAGUCUCUUCAACGCCUUCCGCAUUUUUUCCAUGGAGUGGGUCCUGCGCCAGAGGCACAUCGCCAUGCGGCGGGUGGAAGUGAUGCAGGAGAAGAUUGAGGGCAUCUUGAGAACUUUGAUGCCUCCCAUGGUCAUUGAGGAGAUCAAGAGAACAGCAACCUUUGUGUCGCACAACUACAGAUCAGCGACCAUCGCCCAAUCGGACCUAGUGGGCUUCACCACCUUGGCCAGUUCACGGGAGCCCAUGGAGGUUGUACGCAUCAUCAGCGAUCUCUUUGACAAAUUUGAUGAUCUUGCAGAUCAGUAUCACAUCUACAAGGUGGAGACCGUUGGGGAUGCCUACAUCGCUGGUCAAGCGGACAAUCCACUGACCAGCUGCAAUCAACCUCUAUUGGUCGUGCUCUUCGGAAUACAGAUGACCAUGGCGACCCGCACUUGGUCUGCUCAGCAAGGUGAAAAUAUCAGUUGUCGCGUGGGAGUUCAUACUGGAGAAUGUGUGGGUGGCAUGGUCGGCGAAUCGAUGCAGCGCUACCACCUAUUUGGGGACCUGAUGCGACGACUCGAGAUCUUGGAAGCCACAGCUCCCACGGGACAAGUGCAAGUCAGCAGGGCCUGCAAGCAAGCGGUUGAAACGCAAAUCCAAAGACACCCGCAAGAGGUGGCUGAUGUCAUGGAGCACGUCAUCUUUCAAAGUCGUGCAGAACAGGUCCUUACCAGUUCCAAAGGCUGCCCUGACCUCAGAAAUCCAGUCAAGACCUGGCCAGGUGAGAUCCAUGACUACAGCGAGGUUGGUGGGCCAACCUACCUGGCACGCCCUGCCCCGAAAAAGAUGGCACCAUGGGAGCUGGGUUCAUGGCUGGUUUCUGGCUG
Molecule: messenger RNA, 3362 nt
Organism: Cladocopium goreaui
Lineage: Eukaryota; Dinophyceae; Suessiales; Symbiodiniaceae
Source: the annotation of a GenBank genome assembly